Molecule: messenger RNA, 1009 nt
Organism: Juglans regia (Persian walnut)
Lineage: Eukaryota; Viridiplantae; Streptophyta; Magnoliopsida; Fagales; Juglandaceae
Product: 40S ribosomal protein S3-3-like
Exons: 6
Coding region: 96-806 (236 amino acids)
Biological process (GO): translation
Cellular component (GO): nucleus; cytosolic small ribosomal subunit
Molecular function (GO): RNA binding; structural constituent of ribosome
Source: RefSeq, a predicted model, not a curated record
UCCAUCCGAAAGCAAUACUGAAAGUAGGGUUUGCAAAUUGCAGAGCAGCAGCCACUUCGCAGUUCGCCGUCUGAUCUCGCCUCCUCAACCCGAAAAUGGCAACCCAGAUGAGCAAAAAGCGAAAGUUCGUAGCUGACGGAGUUUUCUUCGCCGAGCUGAAUGAGGUGCUAACCCGUGAGCUGGCAGAGGACGGUUACUCCGGAGUCGAAGUUAGGGUUACUCCUAUGCGUACCGAGAUCAUCAUCAGAGCCACCCGGACCCAGAACGUUCUCGGUGAGAAGGGGAGGAGGAUCAGAGAGCUGACCUCAUUGGUACAGAAGCGGUUCAAGUUCCCGGAGAACAGCGUGGAGCUUUACGCCGAGAAAGUUAAUAACAGAGGGCUUUGCGCUAUUGCCCAGGCUGAGUCUCUCCGCUACAAACUCCUCGGUGGUCUUGCUGUUCGGAGGGCCUGCUAUGGUGUACUGAGAUUUGUCAUGGAAAAUGGAGCAAAGGGAUGCGAGGUGAUAGUUAGUGGAAAGCUUAGGGCGCAACGUGCAAAGUCCAUGAAGUUCAAGGACGGCUACAUGAUUUCUUCUGGUCAGCCAGUCAAUGAAUAUAUAGACUCGGCUGUGAGACAUGUUCUUCUGAGACAGGGGGUACUUGGUAUCAAGGUCAAGAUAAUGCUGGAUUGGGAUCCCAAGGGUAAGGUGGGACCCACAACUCCCCUACCUGAUCUGGUUACAAUCCACACUCCCAAAGAGGAAGAGGAACAUUUCCGGGCACCAGUGGUGGCAGCUGAUAUUGAGGUCCUCCCAGUGGUGGCAUAGUACCUCGAUUUUUUUAUACUACUGUCCUGAAGUAGUAAUCAUCGUGAUAUACUUUUUUUCUCAAACAUCUGAGUUUAUGUAGUUUUUGUUUUUAUUAUUCAAUUUUGGGUAUUAAGAACUUGAGUCAUUAUUCUGUUUAAUCAUUCAAACUUUUUCAAUGAACUGAUGGAUGUCCAUUUCAUAUAUGAGUGGUUCCUUUACCA